CAUUAUUCAAACUUUGAUUUACCAUUACUGUUUUAUUUCUCGUUGAAUAUAUGUCUAAAUCAAAUCAUAGUACUGACCAAUAAAUAGUAUACGACAUUACUAUUUGCUCACGAUUUUCACAUAUUAAAAAUAUUUAUAUACUAAUUGUAUUAUUUAUAAUUUUUAUCAAAAUUCUUAUGCCUUACUCUUUAAAAAGUGAUUUUGUUAUCUACAAUAUGAUACAAACAUUUACUAAUCAACUAAAACUAAAUUUUCAACGCUUUAUAAUUAUUCUACAAAAUCAACUCUAAUUAAUUUUUCUGCUAAUAAAUAUUAGAUACUUUGUUAUUCACUUGAUAUAUCAAUCAUACUCAGUGUCCAGUCAAGUAACCUUACUAAACUAGUGAGUCUAAAAGUAUAUUUCAGUGUUAGUGUUGAGAAAAUAUAGUUUACAUAAAUUUAGUUACAUGUCAAAGUGGGAACCAAAUUUAAAUCUUAUAUAUUAAAACAGAAGUCACAACCUUAAUGCAUGUGUGAUUUUUUAAAAAAUGGACUUAAUGAAUCAUCACUAAAAAUCAGUUAUUAUUUAUUCAUUUAUUAGUACUAAUAUGGCUUAUUAUAUCAUUCCCUAAAUUUCUGUUACACGCCUACAAUUUCGGUUUGGUUUACAAACCAAUAUUUGGUUCCUUAAUUAUUGAAAUUGUAAAUCAUUAUCAAACCAAUGCAUCAACGUUUUUGCUCAACCGUAAAUAUAAAUCAUUAACAAACAAUCCUUAGACUAAAACAUUAACGUAUAGUUCUAGAAUUGUAAAUGUGAGUUGUUUGUUAUUUAAAAAAUGCAUUAGAACCUCUGUUAUAUUCACUUACACGUUAUAUAAUAUAUGAUCAAGUGAUGAUCCACCUCUUACACAUCCCCUUGAAGCAUUUCACUUGUAAAGAAACAUUAAACCGGCGGUGUUAAUUUUCAACUUCUUACACAUUAUAUACAUAGAUGAUCACAUAUUCAUCACACUGAUCCGGUAAACAAAAAAAAAUACUUAUUAUACUAAAUAUUUAUAUAAAAAUAAAUGAAAACAAAAACUUUGCGCGGGUCGAGAUGUAGAUCUUUCUCUCACUAUGGUAGUUUCACACUGAUCUGGUAAAUAAAACAAAUAAUUAUAUGUGUAAUAUUUUUGAAUAUGACAAUAAAACAAUAUUUUACUAAUCUAUAUAUAUAUAGUUACGAUUUUAAUAAUAAAAUAAUAAUCCAAAAAUAUAUAUAUAGAAGAAGAUACAAAUGCAUGUGAAAUUUUAAAACAAUUUAUUCAAUAAAAAAUAUACCGUAUACUUAUCAUGUUUUAAAAAUUGAUAGACAUAUAUAUAUAUCAAUUUAGAAUUGAAAACAAAAUGUUUAUAUAAAAAUAAAUAAAAACAAAAAUUCGCGCGGUUGCGCGGAUCGAGAUCUAGUACUACUCUUAUUUUGCAAAAUAAUGUAAAGUGAACCUAGAAAGUUUAGUUUUUGCUUUUCUAAGGAGAAACUGUUUAGCCUGCUAAUAUGGAAUAAACAAUAAAAAUAAAUUUUACGAUUCAAACUGUACAUAAAACUUAUUUUAUUUUGAGUUAUUAGUUGAUUGUUUUAUAAUUCAAUAUUUAUAAAUAUUAAAUAGGAGCGUUUAACAAAAUUGUGAUUGUUUUGAAAAUAUUGUAUAUAAAUCUAUUAUGCUAAGAUUUGUAGUGUCUAAAAACAAAAACGGUAUUGAUCCUCUGUGAUUUUAAAAAGACAAUACAUGUCUCAAGUAAAUACCUUCGACAAACUGGUAAUAUCUUUGUCAUUGCAAUUAAAUCAAAAAUAUAUAUGAAGGAAAUCAAAUAACUCAUAAAUCACCAAGGUUGGAAUUGUUGAGGGUUUUGUGUGUAUGAACGAAGGGGGAGACAUUGCUUAUAUGAUUGUCAUAAAGCCAAUUCCAUGUUUUUGUUUCUUUUCUAACCAAUUAAGACGGAAUAGAUUAGUCAUAUUAAUUGGAUAUUACAAUAACAGGAGACAUGUUUUUUCAACACAAACAAGAAAAAGCCAUGUGAACUUCCACCAUCUUUGUAAUCUGCCUAACAUAUAUUGUAUUAAAUUAUAGAUUUUUUGCUUUUUGUUAUGUUUACGGUUUAAAAAUACCAAAUUGCGUAUAUUUACUUAACUUAAUUUCUAGCUGGGCUGGCUAAAGGAAAGACAUAUAGACCGAAUGUUACCUUGCAUACAUAUUAGACUAUUUCUAAUGUAUUCUUUUAUUUUUACCUCUAAAAUAAAGUAUCAUCUCUAAAAUAGAGAUGAAUUUCUCUCUAAUGUAUAUUUCUAUUGUUGCCUCUAUAAUUGAAUAAUUUCAAAAUAUUAUAUUUUAAUUUUACAAGAAAUGUCUUUUAUUUAUAAAAAUUGAUAACCAACCCUAUUUACUUUUAACUUUUAAAAGAUUUUCAUAAAAUUAUGAAUUUUUUAAAAGUAAAGUUUUAUUAAAAGACUAUUAGGUAAAUAAAAAUGUAAUUCCAUUAUAACAAAAACUUUAUUUCUCUAUACAAUAAUUACUUUGAUUAUAACUAUAAAAUUUGAAAGUUAAAGAACUGUUUUGAAAAAAAAAAUAUGACUAUAUAAUUGAGGAAUGCUAUUUUUUCUCUAUAAAUAGAAAAAAAAUAGCAAUAUCUAUUUUAGAAGUGAAAAUAAAGGUGGGAUGGAACACAUUUGACUCUAUUAUAACAUAUAGAAUUAUAGAGGUGAAAAUAAUAAUGAGUUGUAGAUGUUCUUAGACCAUUUCCAUUGGUUUACUUUGUUUUUUCCUUUAAAAUAGAGUGAUUUUAUAGUAGAGUUGGAUGUUGCUCCAAUGAUAUUUUAUUUUAUAGUGAAAAAUAGAGUGAUGAACAAAGAAAAAAAUAUAUAGAGUAAAUAUAUUUUUUACUCUAUUAUAGAAUAGAAAAUAAAAUGUCAUUUAAACAUUUUUACUCUGAACUCUAUUUUAUAAUGAAAAAAUAUAUUGAGAUUGGAGAUACUCCAGCGUACUCGUAAUUCAUUAUGAUUUAACUUAAUUUAAACAAAUGUUUUUAAUUUUAGUGAAUAAAAGAAAAAAAUAUCCCGACUCUUGAAAGUAAAAUAAUAAAAAAGGAGUAAAUGAUAUUAUCCUGGUAAUUACUGAGUGGAAACAAGUGUGUGUUUUUCUUUGUUUCAAAUAGUAAUCAGAGCAAUAUAAAAAUGUUACACUUCAUUGAUAAAUUAUAUGUAAAUUUAGAGUAAUACAAUACUUAUAGUAUAUAUUUACUCCACAGUGACCAAUUAAUAACAGCCUAUAAGUUUUAACUGUUUCUAGAGUAAUACAAUAUAUGUUGAUUUUCUACCUCCGAUUUUGCUGUCUAAACCGGUGAUUUCUUAGUAGAGUAGUUGAUGUUAUUUAAAAACAAAUUUCAGUUUUUAUGUUAAAGAAAAUAAAAAAGAGAUAACUUCGAUGAAUCACCAGCUAAAAAUUUUCUUACCAGUGGUCUAGUUAGUAUUUCAUAAAUAAAAUGGAGUAAAAAUGUGAAAAUAUGAAAAUAAAUAGAUAAAAUGGAAUAAAUGUUAUUAAUCUGAUAAAUAAUAGAGUGAAAAUAAGUGUGUGCUUUUCUUUGUUUAAAUAAUAUUGAAAGCAGUAUUUCACUUAGCUGAUAAAUUAUAGUUAAACUUAGGGGGUGAUUGGUAGUUGAUGUAGGUGCUGUCCACAAUCCUAUUUAUUUUUAUAGCACCAAAUUUAGAGCAAUCAAGCUUUAAUUUUUUUUUUGAAACCACAGCUCUUGAAAUAACCUACAGCUGUACAAGUGCUCUGCAGAGUCAAAUAUCCAAAUCAAUUGUUUAGUGCUUUCCAUAAAAUUUUACAGCAAUAAAAUCUAAAGCCACAAUAAAAAGUCUGUAGAUUUUUUUCUACAUCAAAAAUUUAAAAGCUACAGUCAUUACCAAUCGGACCCUUAAUGUAAUACAAGACUUAGAGUAAAAAAAUUACUUUAUAAUGACCAAUCAGUCUGUCACAGCCUAAAAGUUUUGAUCGUUUCUGGUCAAGAAAGUUUCAAUUGAUAUGUUAAGGAAUUUCGAAAGAGGGGUAACUUAGAUGAAUCAUGUCAUAUCCAAAUUAAAGUCACAAUCCAAAACAAGGACAGUUUAAUUGUUAUAUGUAACCAGUUAUGUUAUUUUUGUUGGUUUAUGAUUGGUUAUCAAUACUUAUUAUGAUGCACACACUGCUACACACAACCAAUAAACCUGGUUCGAAUAAAAAAAGAUAUAGCGACGGCGGAAACAAAACAUAAAGUAAAAGAUGGUGAACAGAUUGUAUGAGCUUAUAAUUUGUCAUGACAACAACCAACAGAACCAUGUAGUACUAACCUUAUGUUUGCUGGUCAAACUAUAUAGUAUUUGUGAUUGGCACAUUAUUAACGUCCCUAAGUUGUAAUUUAUAAAAUCUAGAAACAGUUGACACCAAAUUAUUAGACAAACAAAUCCGACCGGGGCAUGGCAGUGUUACUAUUCUAUUAUAAUUUAUAAGGAGUUCAUCUAAAUUAUUUAAUACUAAUUAACAAAUAAGGUUACGUCAGCUAUGAAAUUAUGUCGAUUAUGUUCUAGAAUUUAGAUGACUACUGUUAAAGCUUAGUUUUCAAAUCCGUUGACAACUAAAAGUUCAGUAAUUUUGGAAGCGAAGAAUUUAAUCUUGUUCCAUUGUUUAUUAAUCCAAAUAUAAUCCGAGUUGGUCAUAGAUGUUAGCUGGUUCGCUAAUUGCUAGUCAAUAAUCCCUCUCCCUCAUUUCUUGCAAUGGAUUUAUGGAUACUUCUUUUUCGUAAGAAACUCAAUUUUGGAAAAUAGACGAAAUGUAUUUUAAGUUUUGGAAUUUAAGAAGAUCUAUUUUUUUUCAUCUCAUAUUGAUGGUAACUUGUUUGGGGGUUUAUGGAAUCGUUUGAACUUCAUAUCUCCUGUUAACUAACUAUGGGCCUUGGUCCAUAGCUUAACCACUAAAUUGUCUUUGUUAAAUCAGUUAAAGUUUAAAACGUUCCUUAAGUCACGUUUACUUGCCAAAGAAACCAAUCAAAUAUUACCUCCAUAAGCUUGCAGUAAUCUAAAAGGAAAGAGGAAUCGCGAUGUUUAAUUCGGGUUCAGUUCGUUAACAUUCCCGGAUCAGGCCCAUGGUAUAUGUUGGGCUUUACCAAGACAGUGAUGGGUUUUGUUUGUACUUGAUCCGUAGCCGACAUGGCAUUAAAAGAUAAAUCACAUGGAGAAGAGACACGUGUCGAACUUAACGGCAAUAGCGGCUUCGGGUUGUGGUUAGGGCACGAUCUUUCGUAAAGCAAACAUAAAAACAGAGCGGUGAUGGUCCCACGCACACUUGUCUGCUGCAUUGUGGGACCCCACUUUGCUAACAUGGACCCACACGUUCUUUGCUCUUUUCUUAUUUCCAUAAAAUGUUUAAUCCCAUGUCAACUCAUACCCAAUAACCCAAGUCUAAUCUUAUUGCAUUAUUUGACAAAACGCACAUAAUCGUCUCAUCAUGUACAUAGAUGUGUCUUUUAACCAUGCAGAUAUUUUCUCGUUAGGUAACACGUUUAUUAAGGUUUCAAGAAAAGUGUCAAAUCACAUCAUUGAACAAGUUUUCCACCACCAUCCGAUCAAAUCGUUGAGCAAAACUCAUGAGCAUCAAGUUCUUAUCAUGUCUGCCAAGUUUAGUGUGAAAAUUUAUAGACAUUUCAGUAUUGAACUGCAAGGUUUUAAUGAGUAGUACGUUGUGAUACUUAAUUGGUCUUAUGUAUAUUCAGUAUAGUUUUGCAUGUCUUCAAACCAUAAUUAAACUUCAAAAUCUAUAUAUCCAUUGUAUUGAACUAAGUCAAACAAAUAUAUAUAUAUAUAUAUAUACACAUAAAUUGCAUGCAUUCAACCAUAUAUAGUAACUACAAAUUAUAUUAUUUGUAUUGAAUAUAAAAUACAAAUAUCUUUGAGACUUUUGGGGGUUUUAGCAGACACUACCAGUGUCCACUUGUUGUUAACAUCAAACUAUAUAUGUCCGUUGUUCAUUAGAAGCGUGGGAAUUAGUACUUUAUUAGCAUUAGAUAUAUACUAUAUAAUUGCCAUAAAGUCAACGUAAUGCAACGAAAUACCUAGGUGGCUGUAAUGUCAUUAUGUUCAAGUAGAUACGAACAACUAAACAUGUAUCAUGUAUAAAAUUGACCAACAUAUAUUUCAAUGUAAAUGAUUUAAUAAUACGUACACAUACCCACACAAUGAAUGAAUCAUAUACAGGACGUUGCAAUACUUGAUAGUUAUAUAUUCAAUUAAUCACAGAUAAUAUAUAUUAUACAUGUGUGGUGUUAGACUUUGAAUAAUGAGUUUAAGUCAAUGAAUAAGCCAUGCGUAUGAUAAAUAAAUUAAACAAACUUGGUUCAAUGUUUCUGUGAAAAGAAACGUAGGUUUUACCUGUCAGAAAUGCAACAAUCCGUUUGGAGAAUGUUUUGGCAGAAAAAAAAACUGCUAACCUUUUUGUCAAUCGCCAUUAGAAAUAUCGAUCUUACCGCGUAUGCUAAGGUUCCCGAGAAACAUACACAUGAAGUGAAUGAAAGACGAGUUAUAGGGGACAAAAGUUAACAAGGUAGCGUAAAACCAUGCAAAGUGUUUGAAGGCUCCAACGUAGAGACAAAGAGUUAGGAGCUAAAAACCGCUUCUUGGGAUAAACAAAAGAAGCAUAUGCAUCAAAAACCCUAAUCCUACUUUUUGCACGUUUCAAUUACCAGCUAGAUUUUUGCUCUAUUUAUUAAUACAAAUAUAGAUAUAUACAAAAAAUAACUAAGCGGUGUCAAUCUGAGGAUGCUAUAACUACGAGAGAGAAGACACAAGUUUGGUCUUUUCACUUUUGCUUGGAAGGUUUCUCUGGUUUGCAUCAGUGAAUCCUUCAUAGACAUAAGAGGGGCCACACAGACACCCUAAUCUGACCAUCGCUACAGUUUUCUUCUUCUCACUCAGACAUUUGCAUGUUCUCUUCUUCUCCUCUACCAUCACAAUAUCUUCAAAACGUCAUAUCUCUCUCCAUCUCUCUAUAUAUAUAGGUCUGCAACUGUCUCGGUUAUAGUCCAAGUCAUAUAUCUUUCUUGGUCUCUAUUACUGGUAUGGAUCCGUUGAGGACUACUUGCUUCUAUUUCCUUUGCAUCGUCUUUGUCAUCCUUUCUCCGAGUUGCUUAUGCGAUUCUCGCCGUCUUGGACCCAUGGAGAAGAAGCUUGGUGUGAAUCGUGACCAUUUAAUUGCGGAGAACAACGAAGAAAUUACAAAACAUGGCGUUCCUUCAACAAACGUGGCGAAAACCUUAUUGAGUGAAGCACCGAUCGAACAUGACGUAGCUAACCAUGGUCAGAUAAAUGGGAAUAGUACGAAGGACGGUUUCAGGGUAAAACGUGCUUCACUAGACAAAACCGUGCCGUCCAAAAGAGUCUCGAGAACUUGGAAAGUUCCUAAAUAUUCAAAGAAGCAGCCUAGAUCAGAUCACGAACAUCCAGCAUUCAGUCUCGACUACAUGCAGCCCAGCACCCAUCCGCCUCAUCAUAAUUAACUUUCUCUUGAUCAAAUUUCUACAUUUUGACUCGUUUAAUGUGGUCACAAACGACCUAGUUUGAAGCUUUAUAUAAAAUAUACUAUAUGUUAAAUAAAAUAAACUAGUAAAGCAGGUUCUUGAUGUUGUACGAUACUACUCCGGUUGCAUUUCUUGAUUUUGUGACUAUAUCACGCAUUCGUGCGCAUAUAUCGAUCAUGGUGCACUACUAUAUUUACUCGUCUCUAUAUACAUGCAUGGUUACCUCUCUUUUGAAUUUUUUUUUUUUUGUUGUUAAAGUAGUCCUUUGAAUGUUAUGUUAAUACUAAAUAAGAAUGUACUUUUGUUGUUGUAAAAAAUUUCGUGAUAUUAGACUAACUUACUAACGAUUGAUUGAUCAUGAUUCAAAAUUUAAAAAGCAGCGAAAAUUUUGAUAUACUUGAUGGUUACAUAGCUAUAAGUUCUGAUGGCAUUAAAACUUUGCAUAAGCAAGUUUGUAGUAUGUACAUAUGUCAGUCAGUAAAGUUGGAGCCGAGGAAACAAAAGAUUGCCCAUAGUGACAAAAACCAUAUAAAUUUCAUUUGGCACACAUGAUGGUUGUGCAUGGUGUUCGGUGUCUCGUUCGAAUUAGUUGGUUCAGAUUUUUGGUGCCAUGUUCGUAAGUUCCGUUCGGUUUUACUAUUUCCAGUUCAUGUUAGUUAUUUGGGUUCGGUUUGGAUUGAAUUACAACCAAUACAUAUUUGAAACACCCAAAAUUUGAAUUAAAAAAACUAUUAAGAUGGAUAUUUGAAUCACCCAAAAUCUAAAUUAGGUCAAUCUUAAAAUUUUAGUAUUUGUGAUUUGUUUCCUUUUUAACGUAUACUAGAUUCUGAUCCACGCAUCUGUGUGGAUGUUUUCUAAAAAAAUUAUAUUGUUCAAAUUUUCUUUUACCUGUUUGUAG
Brassica napus (rape) is the source of this 8458-nucleotide messenger RNA. RefSeq names its product root meristem growth factor 10-like. Lineage: Eukaryota; Viridiplantae; Streptophyta; Magnoliopsida; Brassicales; Brassicaceae. The record is from RefSeq and is a predicted model, not a curated record. The transcript has 2 exons. Bases 7102 to 7539 code for a protein of 145 amino acids.